Molecule: messenger RNA, 2523 nt
Organism: Helianthus annuus (common sunflower)
Lineage: Eukaryota; Viridiplantae; Streptophyta; Magnoliopsida; Asterales; Asteraceae
Exons: 6
Coding region: 335-2371 (678 amino acids)
Source: RefSeq, a predicted model, not a curated record
UUGACGCUCAUACUCUCUCUAAAAACAAACUGGACUCUCCUCUCCCCUUCAACAUCGACGCCUCCAUCUCCACUGCUUCCUCCAUCCACCGGCCUCCUCCCUCCGCCGCCCUCCUCCACCACGUCGGCCUUCCUCUGCAGCCUCUGUUCUAUAUCACCUCUCCUCCGAAGCCGCUGUUCUACAUCGCCUCUCCACCGCAGCCACUGUUCUACCUCGUCUCUCCUCCGCAGCCGCUGUUCUCGUCAUCUCUCCUGCACAGGUUUGCAAUGAAGGAAAAAUAACACAUGUUAUCGAUUUUGUGUUGAGGUCUUUCGACUUUUGUUGUACAGAACAGAUGGCAAGGUGGGAUGCGAUACUGUCUCUCCCUGUACAAAACCCUCCAACUUUGGAAUUCUCGGCGUGUGAUCUUGUUUGGUCGAAGGUAGAAGGCUAUCGUGACAAUAUGGAUAGACUCGCAUUGGUACCAUUUGCUAGAGUCGAUGAUUUUGUCCGUGGUGAAUCUAACAAUAAAGAUUGCCCUACAAGGUUUCAUGUAGAAGCUAGGAGACGCCGCUCUGCUAAGACGGAUAGCAAGCCUAAAGUUGAUGGCAUUCUUGAAUAUAUUUUGUAUUGGUGUUCUUUUGGUCCGGAUGAUCAUAGGAAAGGGGGUGUAGUAAGACCAAGCAGGAGUACUUACGUACCGAAGAAAAAAUCUGCCGGUAGGCCGAACACAAAACGAGGGUGCACUUGCCACUUUAUAGUCAAACGUUUAAUAGCCGAACCAUCUGUCGCAUUAGUCAUAUACAACCAAGAUAAACACUUGGAUAAAAAGGGAUUGCCGUGUCACGGGCCACAAGACACGAAGGCUAUCGGAACACGUGCUAUGUACGCACCGUUUAUCUCAGAGGAUCUACGGCUACGCGUCUUGUCGUUAUUACACGUUGGAAUUCCGGUUGAAACGAUUAUGCAGCGACACAAUGAAUCGGUGGAGAAACAAGGAGGUGUUUCUAAUAGGGAUGAUCUUUUAACGCAUAGGUAUGUGAGGAUACAAGAACGGAAUAUUAGACGAGCAAGUUGUGAACUUGAUGAAGAUGAUGACGUCAGCAUCGGUUUGUGGGUUGAAAGCCAUCAGAAUCAUGUGUUCUUUUAUGAGGAUUUUAGUGAUAAUGAUCCGUUUUUGUUGGGUAUUCAAACGGAAUGGCAGUUGCAGCAAAUGAUUCGGUUCGGCAGUGGACGCCUUCUUGCUUUAGAUUCAAGAUUCGGAACAAAUAAACUAAAGUACCCGAUCCAAAGUCUUGUUGUUUUCAACUCCGACAACAAAGCAAUACCCGUAGCGUGGAUAAUAUCACCUAGUUUUUCGACAUCCGGCGAUACACAUAGAUGGAUGAGAGCUCUCUUCAAUAGAGUUCGCACGAAAGAUCCUACGUGGAAAUUAGCUGGCUUUAUUAUCGAUAAUCCUUUAUUAGAUAUCCUCGCUAUCAAGGAAGUAUUUCAGUGUUCUGUAUUGAUCUGCUUUUGGCGGGUUCGUCACGCAUGGCAUAAAAACAUAAUGAAAAGAUGUUCGAGUAUGGAGACAAGGGCAAAAUUGUCAAAAGCUCUUGGUCAAAUAGUCAAAGACAUCUGUAAAGGGUUUGGAGCAAUCGAAUCUUUUGAUAAAUUCAUGGAAGAUAAUGUAAAUUGCAGAAGUUUCAUGGAUUACUUCAAGGCAGUUUGGUAUCCUAGAAUGGGAUCUUGGAUCACUGCUUUAAAAACACUACCACUUGCAAGCCAAGAGAGUUCAGCAGCUCUUGAAUUCUACCACAACCAGUUAAAAAUCCGGUUGCUAAACGAGAACGAUUACGACAUCAAUCAGCGAGCUGAUUGGCUGAUAAACAAACUGGGUACUAAAAUACAAGCCUACUUCUGGCUUGACGAGUACGAGGGCAAAGACGACUUUUCACGCUACUGGAAAGACGAAUGGGCAAGCGGUUUAACCGCAUGGCGAAAAGCAAGAACAAUUCCCAACGCUGAUAUUGUCACAGAAGGUGAACGGGUCAAAGUUGUUGACCAUGUUGUAUGGAACCCAGGGUCAGAAUAUGCUAUUUGCGGCUGCGAUUGGGGAGAAAAGGGUAAUUUGUGCGAGCAUGUUUGUAAGGUUAUUCAAUAUUUUCGUGAAAAAGGUUUGGGGUUGCCGUCGGUCAGUUUACUGCAGUAUAAUCAAGGUUUGAUUAAUAUGUUAAAAUGCCCGCCGGCUAAUUCUUUCAUCCGUGACCAUGCUGUUUCUUUAGCGGUUUGGGUUAACGAACAACUUAGUGCGCAAUUUGGAAAAAGUAGACGAGAUGGUGACUCGGAUGGGAGGGACGAGAUGGUAAAUUCCUGCACACGGAUGGAAGUUGAUGCGGAAUUAUGUUGAGUGUGUUGCGUAUGCUGAUCCUCUUUUUUGGCGCGUAUAAGAGGAUCGCUUAGGAAAUGAGCGAAUUGUAUAUGUUGAAUGACUAAUUGUAAGUUUAGACGCAUUGGUACUUCACUUAUACGUCUAUAAACUAUUUUGUUGACCAUGUUGUC